AUGGAUUUCUUGAAUUUCUCCUCUUUAGAGGAAGGGAUGGAGGCAGACAACAUCUCCACUAACAACACCUCUCAGAGCAAGUACACCCCUCUCGCCAUCUGGAGUCUGGCUGGACUUGUCAGUUUUCUAAUCCUGUUUACGAUAGUGGGCAAUGUCUUGGUCGUUAUCGCCGUUUUAACGAGCAGAGCGCUGAAACCACCCCAGAAUCUCUUUCUGGUGUCUCUGGCUAGUGCAGACAUCCUGGUGGCCACGCUGGUCAUGCCCUUUUCUCUGGCUAACGAACUUAUGGGCUAUUGGCUUUUUGGUACGAUAUGGUGCGACAUCUAUUUGGCUCUGGAUGUUUUAUUCUGCACCUCCUCUAUUGUGCACCUCUGUGCCAUUAGUCUGGACCGCUACUGGUCAGUGACACAGGCGGUAGAGUACAACUUGAAGAGAACGCCAAAGAGAGUCAAAGGGAUGAUUGUGGUGGUGUGGUUGAUCUCAGCUGUUAUCUCCUUCCCACCGCUGAUAUCGAUGGACAGGAGCAACAACCAGACAACCCCACAGUGCUUUAUAAAUGAUGACACCUGGUACAUCCUCUACUCCAGCAUCGGGUCCUUCUUUGCCCCCUGUGUCAUCAUGAUUCUGGUCUAUAUUCGGAUCUACCAAGUGGCAAAGACCAGGACCAGAACCAUGUCAGAGAAGAAAAGGGACGUGGAUUCACCACAGGAGAACGGUCGAACCGACACGGACAAAGCCGGUUCGUUUAAGUCUGAAAGAGGGGGAAGUGUUAAAGAGCUUGAUUGUGAGAACGGCCAUUGCAAGGAACACACGGCCAGUUCGUCCGUGACAAACACUUCUAAAACCCGACACGUCAACCACCACGACGAUUUCGACGACAGCAGUUCAUCGGACGAGAAACCCAAGAAAAGCUCCACGUCGUCCAAACAUCACCACGAUGACCGAAAAGACAGGAAGUCCAGCAGGAAAAGCAGCUCUGCCUCGAAAUUCUCCAGCAGGAAGUCGUGUGCCAGUUCCAAGUCCAUGGAGCUGUUCUCAUCUCGCCGCAAACGCAGAAGCACAGUCAACAGGAAGAAAGUGUCGGCAGCACGAGAAAAGCGCUUUACGUUCGUCCUGGCUGUGGUCAUGGGGGUUUUUGUUUUGUGCUGGUUCCCCUUUUUCUUCUCAUACAGCCUGUAUGGAGUCUGUAGGGAGAAGUGCAAGAUCCCAGAGACUCUCUUCAAGUUCUUCUUUUGGAUCGGCUACUGUAACAGCUCUCUAAAUCCGGUCAUCUACACCAUCUUCAACCAAGACUUUCGCAGAGCUUUCCAGAAGAUUCUCUGUAAGUCAUGGAAACGCUCUUUCUGA
Molecule: messenger RNA, 1347 nt
Organism: Syngnathus typhle (broad-nosed pipefish)
Lineage: Eukaryota; Metazoa; Chordata; Actinopteri; Syngnathiformes; Syngnathidae
Gene: adra2c
Product: adrenoceptor alpha 2C
Exons: 1
Coding region: 1-1347 (448 amino acids)
Biological process (GO): adenylate cyclase-activating adrenergic receptor signaling pathway; platelet activation; regulation of smooth muscle contraction
Cellular component (GO): membrane
Molecular function (GO): alpha2-adrenergic receptor activity
Source: RefSeq, a predicted model, not a curated record